AGACAGAUUUCGUAACCUCAAUAGUGACAGACUUGGACAAACUUAUUAAUAUUUUGUUUCGCGAAGCAGAGUAUAGCGUUUUCUUACCAUAUUUUUUUGUAUUAUACAAAAACACGUCAAAUAAGUGAAACACGUUAAUAAAUUAAUAAUAAUAUUUUCAUCAAGAUUUGUGGUGAAUUUUGUAUUCUAAAUAAUUACAAGGGGCAAGAGAGUUUUAGUGGAGGAAUAAAAAACAUUUUUUUCUCGACAAAAAAAAUGUCGAUGCUAUUUCGAAGGAUUGUUAGCAAGUUACAAAGAGCUACGUGUCCUCCGUUGAGAUAUUGUACGACUGUAGAAAAUCAAGCAAAAAUUGAAGAUAUCGUUCCAAUUAUAUCUGAGAUACAAUACGACGACGAAAACAAUUUCUAUCAAAAGCCUCGGCAAGUAUGGCUAGAGAAUUUAAAUACCAUAGAGGAAAAGAAAUUAGGUUUGGUUACUUUACACCCACACAUUUAUGCUGCUGCACCCCGUAUUGAUAUUAUUCAUCAGAAUGUAAGAUGGCAGAGAAUGUAUGGUUGGGUCUCUUAUGCGCAUACAAAAACACGUGCUGAAGUCCGAGGUGGUGGUAGAAAGCCUUGGCCACAGAAAGGAACAGGACGAGCUCGCCAUGGGAGUAUACGUUCACCAUUAUGGAGAGGUGGUGGAGUAGCGCAUGGUCCUCGGUCUCCAACGCCGCAUUUUUACAUGUUGCCAUUUUAUACCCGUAUAGCAGGUCUUACGGCAACAUUAUCUGUGAAACUCGCUCAAGAUGAUCUACAUAUAGUCAAUGAAUUAGAAAUUCCAACGUUGGAACCUUCCUAUAUAGAACAGUUAAUCGAGGAGAGAAAUUGGGGACCAUCUGUUCUUUUUAUAGAUAGCUAUGAUAUUAUGCCUACAAAUAUUACGCUAGCUACUGAUCAAAUUAAGCAUGUCAAUAUAAUGCCUGUUUAUGGUUUGAAUGUGUAUAGCAUGUUGAAACACAACACUCUGGUACUUACGGAAAAAGCAGCUAGAUUAAUAGAAGAAAAAUUGCUUUAUCAUUUACAUAGGGCGGAUAAUCGUCAAUUAUUACGUCCAUUUAGACUUAAUCAACAAUGAGAAACGAUUUUUAAUGAAAUUAGAAACUUAUGCAUAUA
Molecule: messenger RNA, 1154 nt
Organism: Trachymyrmex septentrionalis
Lineage: Eukaryota; Metazoa; Arthropoda; Insecta; Hymenoptera; Formicidae
Gene: mRpL4
Product: 39S ribosomal protein L4, mitochondrial
Exons: 3
Coding region: 256-1116 (286 amino acids)
Biological process (GO): translation
Cellular component (GO): ribosome
Molecular function (GO): structural constituent of ribosome
Source: RefSeq, a predicted model, not a curated record